Anthostomella pinea is the source of this 675-nucleotide messenger RNA. The record is from the annotation of a GenBank genome assembly. Lineage: Eukaryota; Fungi; Ascomycota; Sordariomycetes; Xylariales; Xylariaceae.
AUGAAGAGCAUCAUCGGUACUGUUACCGCCGCGGCUUUGGCUGCCCAGGGCGUGUCGGGUCAUUACAUCUUCGAGACCCUGAACAAGGGAGGUGUCGGGGGGACGCCGUACGAGUUCGUUCGCCGCAACACCAACUACAACUCUCCUGUGACCGACCUGGCUUCAAACGACCUCCGAUGCAACGUUGGUGGUGCUAGCGGUGGCAACACCAGCGUCGUUGAGAUGAAUGCCGGAGACCAAUUCACGUUCACCCUCGACACGGCUGUGUACCACCAAGGGCCAACUUCGCUUUACAUGUCAAAGGCGCCCGGCGCAGUCGAAGACUACGAUGGCAGCGGAGAUUGGUUCAAGUUCUACGACUGGGGCCCGACUUUCAGCGGCGGUUCAGCCACCUGGGCCAUGCAGUCCUCGUACUCCGGGACCAUCCCCAAGUGCAUUCCCAACGGCGAGUACCUCCUGCGGAUCCAGCAGCUCGCGAUCCACAACCCGGGCGCCACUCCCCAGUGGUACAUCGAGUGCGGCCAGGUCAGCAUCUCGGGCGGCGGCAGCAAGACGCCGAGCCCGACGGUGAAGAUCCCGGGCGCUUUCAAGGCGACGGACCCGGGGUACACGGUCAACAUCUACAAUAACUUCAACUCGUACACCGUCCCGGGCCCGGCGGUCUUCACUUGCUAA